UGUGCAUUGCUCUCAAUGAUAGCAUUAGUGUAGUGAAAUUCAAAAACAUUCCAAAUAUUUCUGAAAUUUUUGAUUGUUUCUGGUAAAAUGAGUGCGAAAAAUUCCGCACUUGCGUCGUUAACAGCAACAUACACCGAUUCGGAAAACGAAGACGAUCAGAAAUCGGACAACGAGUCGGUAGCAUCCGAUGGAAGUUCAUCAACUAUUACCCGUGUCCGAUCACGUCAGCAAACACCGAUUCGUGAUCCAUCAGAACCGUCUGUCACGCCUCCCAGUGUAAACGCAAGUGCAUCAAAAAGUGCUACAACAUCUAACGAGUCGUCAACAAACCGUCAGAAAGCGCUCCGACUGGUUAGCUACUUUGACGACACCGUCGUAUCAGACGAAGAAAAUGCGUCUCCGAAUCGGGUCGCAGGAGAAGCUAUGGAGGUUUCGGAAGACGAAGGAACCGCUGUUGAAUCUUCCUCACCGAAGAAAAUCGAUCGGGCAAAAAUGUACGGAUUUUCGCUUCCUCCGGAGCCGAAAGGAAAAUGUUCCCUAGAAUUGCAGGAAAAAAUUUCCACUCUAUACGAAAAGAUGCGCAAUUCCAAUAUGGACACAAACAAAAUUAUACAGGAGCGAAAAGAGUUUCGUAAUCCUAGCAUAUACGAAAAACUAAUUCAGUUCUGUGAUAUUAACGAACUGGGUACGAACUACUCACCCGAUAUUUUUGACCCCUCCCAGUGGGGAAAAGAAUCAUAUUACGAAGAAUUGGCUAAGGCUCAAAAAACUGAGAUGGAGAAAGUAGAGAAGGCACGCAAGGAAAAUGCGAAGACAGAAAUUCAAGUUGGUGUCAAGAAGAUGGACACGGACGAAUCGAAGAAACGCAAAUCGAAGUGGGAUCAGCCCGGCGUUUUGGGAGCUGCUCCAGGAACAGUUUCGGCAGCAGGUGCACUGAAAGCGGCCGGCAUUAUCACGCAAACACUGACGACAACGGCCACCGGUACCAAAGGCACCGUGAUAUCGGCAUUCGGAUCUCUACCUAAGAAACCGAAAGUGUAACAAGUUUUUUGUUUUCAACUUUUUUAAUAUAGUUUUUUUAAAGCUCUAGUAGGUAUAGGUUUGUUCUGUGGAUACGAUAAACGCUGGUAUCACAAUUUCAUGCAUUGUAUGUCAUCCUGAAUAAACUAUUUGUUGUAUUCUUAGUAUAUUUUCCAUUUCA
This is a messenger RNA of Wyeomyia smithii (pitcher-plant mosquito), 1201 nucleotides long. Its product is annotated as SAP30-binding protein. NCBI's taxonomy places the organism in Eukaryota, Metazoa, Arthropoda, Insecta, Diptera, Culicidae. Gene Ontology annotation, biological process: regulation of DNA-templated transcription. The record is from RefSeq and is a predicted model, not a curated record. The coding region runs from base 88 to 1041 and encodes 317 amino acids. Gene Ontology annotation, cellular component: nucleus. The transcript has 2 exons.